Molecule: messenger RNA, 2304 nt
Organism: Phascolarctos cinereus (koala)
Lineage: Eukaryota; Metazoa; Chordata; Mammalia; Diprotodontia; Phascolarctidae
Source: RefSeq, a predicted model, not a curated record
AUGGUGGCCCUGCGCAAUGAGGUGGAGUCUAAGGUCCCUGGCUGGAUUCAGCAGGUCUUUCAUUUGAAGCUAGGGGAGGUGCAGGCCCAGCUUCGUGACCUAGAGCACCGAAUCCUGAGGUAUGUGACAGAGGAGCAGGAUAAGUGUGCGAGCAAAGCUGCUGCCAUCUUGAGGCUGAGCCUUGUGAAGGAAGGAGUGACCAGGGGUGACAAAGGAGGUGAGGUCUGCCCCACUCGCUAUCUUCCUGGCUGGGGUCACUGGUUUGCCCUGAGAGGAGCUGCCAGGAGGGAGGGGGAAACCCUGGCAGACCAGGAAGUACACCAGAUCGUAGAGCAGGCACUGAAAAAGUACAGUGCAGAUCGCAUCGGGCUGGUGGAUUAUGCCCUGGAAUCUUCAGGGGCCAGCAUCGUCAGCCGCCGCUCGUCACAGACUAUGAUGAGGACGGAGUGGUCUGGCCAUUUCACUCUUUUUGGCAUCCCCUUGUGGCGCUAUUUCCAGUCCCCAAGACUCAUCCUCCAGCCAGACGUCUACCCUGGCAACUGCUGGGCAUUCAGGGGCCACCAGGGCUUCGUCGUGGUGCGCUUGUCUGCCCGCAUCCAGCUCACUGCCAUCACCUUGGAGCACGUGCCAAAAGCUCUGUCCCCAACCGCUGACAUCCCCAGUGCCCCAAAGGACUUUGUCAUCUUGGGGCUAAAUGAAGAUUCUCAGGCAGACGGGGUGGCCCUCGGGCAGUUCACCUACGAUAAUGCUGGGGAGGCCAUUCAGACCUUCCACUUGGAGGGCAACGACACAGCCCCUUACCAGCUGGUAGAGCUACGAAUCCUCAGCAACUGGGGUCACCCUGACUAUACGUGCAUUUACCGCUUCAGGGUCCAUGGGAAGCCUGCCACUUAGCCCCGCCCCAGCCUGCUGCCUUCACCCCUUCCUCCUUCAGCCGCCACAAAGCAGCUGUCUCACCUCGUUCUCCCUGCCCCCGCUUAAUCUCUUCUGCCCACUGUGCCUUCUGGGACAGAGACAAAACCUUCGUGGAGCCCUCUUGCCCCACCAGGCCCACUCAGAGAUGGAGAAGACAACCGGCUGCGCCUUUGCUUCUCACAAGGCCAACAACCUGGAUUUGGGGGAAGUUUUAACCCAACAUCACCUGCAGUGGCAUUUAGAAACAGCUCGUCAUCUUGCGUUGUAGCCAUAGCUAGUUGGCCCCUUGUACCCACUGGGGUUUCAUUUCCACUGCAGUGGAAGUUAGUACUGUUAGAUAGAACAUUAGUCGUGGGUUAGAUAAAGCUGACAAAGAAGGGGGCUCCGAGUGCAGCCAGGGGCCAUGGGGAGAGCUCCUUCCCUUCUACUCCUGCUACCAGGUUUCUCCUGCCUUCCUCGGGGGCCCAGAGACUCUACAUUUCCACUUUAGCCAUGCCUUCUUCCACCUGCUGACCUGAAGCUCAGUCACUGUGGUCUCUCCUUUGGGACCAUCAGCUCCAGUGCUUAUGGCUCUGGUGGGGAGGAGACUGGCCAGGAGCCUGAGGAGAAGGGUCCUUGCCUGGCCUCUUGUAGGGUAGGCAUUGAGUCAAAGCUGCCCUUUAUCCCUGAGCUGCACCUCACAUGGCCCAAGUGCCUCUACAGGGAAACAGGGCAUUGGAGGCUCCUCAGGCUCUUCCUCUGACCUCUGAAUCUAGUUGCUUUUGAGCUUGGUUAGCAUAUGAGCAGGUAUUAAGUUUAUGGGGAUAGGGGUUGGGUUGGGGGGAGCUUUUUGCAGUUAAGGCUGGUGUGGGAGAGGGAAGGCAAAUGUUUUGGCCCACUGAACCUCAGAUUAUUAUGCAUAGAGAGAGAAGUGUUUCUAUUGGUACAGAGAUGUAGUUCAAGGGUCUUUUUUCUCAGAUAGAACAGCUAAGGGCUUCAUUUCUGGCUGCCUCCCUGUAGGCCCAGAGUUAAAUUCACUGCAGCCCCAGCUUCCCGGGGCAGGGACCCCGUCAAGCACUGAUGCCCACAAUGGCAUCACAGCCCUUUCUCCCUCUUACCAUCAGGAGGGAAGGCAGCGGUUCACACCACAGGGCUGGCCACUGGGUCCUGAAGCCAGCAGAGGGGCCCACUCUUCUCUAGGUUUCAGGGACCAGCAGCAGCAGGUGCGGGGCUGACCCCAGCUGCCCCUCACACCCGUCUGCUCCCUCUGCUUUUGUCCCCUCCCCAGGAAGCUGGCAUUUCAGGAGCUCUACAUAGGAACCUCCAUAGAGGGCCUUCGCUCUUUCCCAUCACAAAGAUUACUGUUGAAUUCUCUAGUUGUGUUUUGUAGUGGAUAGAUUCUCAUUCAUG